AUGUCGUCUCCGUCACCAAUUACAGAUACCAACAAAGACUACUACUCAAUACUCAACAUCCCCUCGACCGAUUCCUCUUCGGGGAAAUUACCCAUAAUAUCCAGACAGCAGCUCAAAAACGCAUACCACAAAGCCCUCUUGAAGCAUCAUCCCGACAAAUCUUCGCCCUCACCUUCUCCCGCUCCUGCUUCCAGAGAACAAAGUAAUACAUACACAGUCGACGAUAUCACAAAUGCAUACAAAGUCCUCUUCGACCCAGUAUUAAGAGCCGAAUAUGACCGCCGCUUAAUCCUUCAACGGAAAAAAGUGGUAGAAAAGUCUGAAGACGUCUCAUUUCACACAGGUCUUGAAAUCGUGGAUCUUGAGGAUUUGAUCGAACAAGAUGAUGAAGCUACAGGCUCGUCGAGUUGGUAUCGUGGUUGUCGAUGCGGAGAUAAGAAAGGUUUCAUUGUCACAGAAGACGAGCUAGAAGCUGAGGCGCAACAUGGGGAAAUUCUGGUAGGGUGUCGGGGGUGUAGUUUGUGGAUUAAGGUUUUGUUUGCUGUGGAGGAUGAUGUUGAAGAUCAGCAUGAAGAGGGUAGCCUGCCUUCUUGA
Messenger RNA from Talaromyces marneffei, 594 nucleotides. RefSeq lists its product as uncharacterized. NCBI's taxonomy places the organism in Eukaryota, Fungi, Ascomycota, Eurotiomycetes, Eurotiales, Trichocomaceae. The coding region runs from base 1 to 594 and encodes 197 amino acids. The record is from RefSeq and is a predicted model, not a curated record. The transcript has a single exon. Gene Ontology annotation, biological process: protein histidyl modification to diphthamide. Gene Ontology annotation, molecular function: metal ion binding.